AAAGAAACGAAGGAGGCCCCGACCACCCCCCCCUUCCCUACUCUCGCUUCGCUUCUCCCUGUCUCCCGCCUUUCCUUUCCCCUGCUGUCUCUUCCCUUCUACCGUCACAUCCGCAACCAGAAGGAUCGAAAAGAUAUUUAGCCGUUCAAUUUGUACGUUUUUUUCUGGAAAAGGGGAAUCAAUCAGAAGGCAAAGAUUUUGCGAAAAGUUGGUUAUGCCUUGGAGCUAGAUAUAUUUGAGGUUUGUUCAGAGAGCCUGUGACUGAAGCAGCAAACUCCUCAUUAGGAAAUUAUCUAACAAGUUUCAGUAUAAUAGACGCUUGAAGAGUAAGAGCAUGGAAAGAUAUUUAAACGAUGACAACUUGCUAUCUAGCUUCACUAAUGAUUAUGGUUAUAUUAUUUAGUUCCUAAGAGAUGAAGAAGGUGCAAAGCUUGAGUUGAAAGCUAAUAAAAGGAAUUCUUCAAAAGAAAAAGAUGCCAACGUGGAGAGCUGAACCUCUUCUCCUUGUGCUGGAGCUCCGGCAAAGUUGAAAAAAAUAAUCUAGAAGUUUCGUGGGAAUGAAGGCUCCAAAGAGCCUUGUGGUAUGGACAAUGGGAUUGGUAAGCUACUUAGAUGCACUCAAUCUUCAGGAAAAGCUGGUCCAUCUAAGAAAAUCAGGAAUUAUUUCGGACACACUUUUGUCUCUUCAGCAUCCACCGACCUACACUUUGGGGAGGAGGAGGACAGUUCACAAUUUGCUUAUUUCAGAGGAUGAACUUCAAUCCCUGGGAGCAGAACUGCAUUAUACACAGAGGGGAGGGGAUAUAACCUUUCAUGGUCCAGGCCAAGCUGUGGUUUAUCCCAUUAUUUCACUGAAGCAAAUGGGGUUGGGAGCAAGAAAGUAUGUCGAAAACCUUGAGUUAGCUAUGGUUGAGCUUGCAUCACUGUAUGGUGUGCCUGCUCGUGCAGGUGGGGAUGGAGGUACGGGAGUUUGGGUUGACGACAGAAAGAUUGGUGCUAUUGGUGUCAGGAUAUCCUCAGGCUUUACUUCUCAUGGAUUAGCGUUCAAUAUUGAUCCAGAUAUGAAGUUCUUUGAACACAUUGUGCCUUGCGGGAUAGCUAAUAAAGAGGUCACGUCACUGAGGAGAGAGACCAGGAUGGACCUUCCCGCUGAUGAAGUCAUUCAUCAGCAGCUAAUUUCCUGCUUUGUGAAGUUGUUUGGUUAUAGUGGUGUGACACUGCAUCAAGGUUCCCCAUCGCUUGAUAAUGAGGACGUAUUGAAAUAGCCUUUUCCAUGGCCAUGGCCGCGCAACUUACUGAAACCUCUUCGGAGUUACUUCACGUUUUUGUUGUCCGGCUGAGCAUUCUGUAUGUUGUAAUUUACUUUUUGAGAAGUUGAAUAAAUUUUCUUGAAACAAGAGUUCUCAAUAAUGAAUUAGUUCAUAGAUUUUGGAGUGACAA
Nymphaea colorata (pocket water lily) is the source of this 1440-nucleotide messenger RNA. Its product is annotated as octanoyltransferase LIP2, mitochondrial. Lineage: Eukaryota; Viridiplantae; Streptophyta; Magnoliopsida; Nymphaeales; Nymphaeaceae. Gene Ontology annotation, cellular component: mitochondrion. Bases 558 to 1265 code for a protein of 235 amino acids. The record is from RefSeq and is a predicted model, not a curated record. Gene Ontology annotation, molecular function: lipoyl(octanoyl) transferase activity. Gene Ontology annotation, biological process: protein lipoylation. The transcript is spliced from 4 exons.